Molecule: messenger RNA, 882 nt
Organism: Vombatus ursinus (common wombat)
Lineage: Eukaryota; Metazoa; Chordata; Mammalia; Diprotodontia; Vombatidae
Product: V-set and immunoglobulin domain-containing protein 10-like
Exons: 3
Coding region: 1-882 (293 amino acids)
Source: RefSeq, a predicted model, not a curated record
AUGACUCUCUGGUCUUCCAACACAGGCACUCAGAAGAAAGGAGCCAGGAACUCUUGCCACACAGUGGAUGGGACUGUUGGGGGAGACAUCCUGCUCCCACUGAAUGUCUCCCUAGGGACAGAAAUCCAAGAGAUUGAAUGGAGGUUUAAUUCUGAGAAGCUUCAGCUGCUCUCCCUUAGCCCUAGGAGUCACUCUUUUCUUUGGUACAGCCCCUUGGACAGAUACAAAAAGAGGCUGGAUGGCCUGGAUGAUGGCUCCCUCAUCAUUAGGAAUGUGACUCUCAAGGACAGUGGAUUGUACGAGGCUCGGGUCUUACUCACUUCUGGAAUGUUCAAUGUUCACUCCUUUGCCCUCUCUGUCUAUGAACCCAUCCCUGACCCUAAGAUCCAUAUCCAGUCCCAGUGUCUCACACCACUCUGGUGCAACAUCACCCUGGAUUGUCAAGUCUUGGGGCCUGGGAAAGCUGUAACAGUGACCUGGAGGAGUUGGAACCUCCUGAGUGGGCUGAACCAAUCAGAAAUGGCAGAGGAAUCUACCAACUCCAGAACCCUGAGUCUGUCCUUACCUGUGGGUCUAUCAAACUCCUCACUCACCUGCUUGGCCAGCAAUCCUGUGGAUCAGAGAAAUAUCACCAUAGACCUGAGGGAUAUCUAUGCUUCAGACAAAGCCCCACAGGAGCCUGAGAAUGUAUACUCCUGCCCCUUGAAGUGGAUUCUCCUGUGGAAGGGGCUUCUCCUCCUUGGCAUCCUCUUGUGGACACUGGGCAGCAGAUUCACCCUGGACAAGGGGCAAACUGAAGAGGGCCCAGCCAAGAAGUGCCAGGUCAACAAGCCCCAGCCACGUCGACUAAGAAAAGACACAUCAUUGGUCAACAAACAAUGA